AUGAUCAUCAAAACUCUAAUACUCUUUUCACUUGUUUAUGAAGCUCUUCUUAUACAAGUUCCUACGCCUCCAAAUCCACAACAGUUCACUAUUACUGCAGGAAAGCCUAAAGAGGCACCACAAAUCGAAGUAACAACAAAUUAUGUUGAUCGUUUUGCAGAUCUCUUUCGCAUUGAUGUAACUAACGAAGGUCAUCUUACUGAACAAGCUUUCUACUAUGGAGCCAAGAAAACCGGAUAUCUCAUAUACUAUGAUCAAAGUCCUCCUAAAUGUACAAAAACCAGCGAGAACGAUGCAGAUAUGUUACAAGAGUGGCAAACAUUAUCCUAUGCUGGCAAAACAAAAUCCAUCACUCCACCUCAUAUAGAAUGCAAUAUGUGGAAUAAGACUGUUCAAUCUUGGACGUGGAGCUAUCUUGCUUCUGUCAAAGACAAUACCCCUAUAGAAAUCUUGGAUAACAGUAUUCUUAUAUCAGUCUUUACAAAUUAUACAGUUGGACCAUCUGUUGUACCAAAGAGCGUGUUUAAGUUACCUGUACCAGAAAGUAGAUGCAAAUAG
Molecule: messenger RNA, 558 nt
Organism: Rotaria sp. Silwood1
Lineage: Eukaryota; Metazoa; Rotifera; Eurotatoria; Philodinida; Philodinidae
Source: the annotation of a GenBank genome assembly